Molecule: messenger RNA, 1331 nt
Organism: Monopterus albus (swamp eel)
Lineage: Eukaryota; Metazoa; Chordata; Actinopteri; Synbranchiformes; Synbranchidae
Exons: 1
Molecular function (GO): protein dimerization activity
Source: RefSeq, a predicted model, not a curated record
UUGCACCCCUGAUCUGAGUCAUAAGGAACAGCUCUCUGUCAGUCAGGAUAGUGUCACAAGAAGACAUUCCUCAAGUAAAAGAGCAUUUCUUGGGCUUUCUUGUGGCAGAGCAGUCAACAGGAGAACAUUUGUCAUCUCUAAUCCUAAAAAGGCUAGAGGAACUUAAUAUCCCAUUUGAGGACUGCAGAGGCCAGUCCUAUGACAACGGCGCCAAUAUGAAGGGAAAAAAUAAAGGUGUUCAGGCAAAGUUGCUUCAGCUGAACUCAAGAGCUUUUUAUGUCCCAUGUGGUGCCCACACUUUAAAUCUGGUAGUAGCUGAUGCUGCAAAAAGCUCACCAGAUGCCCUUGGCUACUUUGGGCAUUUGACAAAGUUAUUCAAGCUCUUCUCAGCCUCCACCCAUAGGUGGGAUGUCCUCUUGAAAUAUGUGAAAAUCACUCUGAAAUCAUGGGCUGAGACCAGAUGGGAAAGCAGGAUAAAAAGCAUUGAGGCAGUAAGGUAUCAGGCUGGGCAAGUCAGAGAGGCUCUUCUGGAGGUGAGGGAAAAAACUGCAGACCCUGUGGUGAGAGUUGAAGCCCAGUCUUUGGCUGAGGAGAUUGGAUCCUAUCGCUUUUGCAUUUGUACAGCCAUAUGGUAUGACAUUCUCAGCAAGAUCCAGCAUGUCAGUAAACUGAUGCAGUCACCCUCCAUGCAGCUUGAUGUGGCUGUCGACUUGCUGAAGAAAACCAGAGAUUCCCUCACCAGUUACAGAAACACUGGAUUUUCUGAUGCACAGACAAUUGCAAAGAAGAUGUGUGAAGAGAUGAAUGUGGAGGCUGAACUCAAACAAAAGCGGUUGAGAACCACAAAAAGGCACUUUGGCUAUGAGUCUCCAGAUGAGCCCAUACAAGAUGCACUACGAAAAAUGGAAACCACAUUUUUUAAUGUGGUCGUGGAUACUGCAAUCUCUUCACUUGAUGAGAGAUUUCAGAAUCUUGGAGAGGUGAAUAACACGUUUGGUGUGCUCCUCGAUUUCCCCAAUUUAGAAGAAGAGGACCUGCUACAGAAGUGUCAAACCCUAAGUACGGCUCUGACCCAUGACAGCCAGCCGGACAUUGAUGGCACAGAACUUGCAAAGGAAAUGAAGAAUUUCCCACCAUUGCCAUCAAACAAUAUGACAAACAUGGAACUGUUGACCUUCCUGCAUGAGAAGAAACUGGCAGAAAUUUACCCCAACAUGUGGGUUGCUUUGAGAAUCUCUGCCACUCUUCCUGUUACAGCGGCUGCUGCUGAAAGAAGCUUCUCUAAGCUCAAACUGAUUAAAACUUACCUGAGAUCUACUAUGAUGCAAGAA